UCUGGAUUCGGAUGGUGGGGCGGGUCUAGUGCAGCAAGGAUCUUGUUGAAAGUUGAAACUUGAGGAAGGUGCGGCCCUCGGGCGAGGAGUCGGACCCUGUCCAUGGCCGCCAAGUAUUGAGAGUCGCCGCUCUCACCUCCUUUUUGCCAGACACAGCAAUCACUUUUAAAAGUCCAGUCGACGCUCGCUCUCUUGUCUCUCUGCUCUCCAGUGAUACCCUCUUUCGUUGCCCGUCCAUUGUUGUUCUUAAUUCCUUUAAUCCGUUCUUUCACACACCCACCACAAUGUCCAAGGAAAUCGAAGUCGACGUUCUCGUCAUUGGUGCUGGCCCGACUGGUCUCGGUGCCGCAAAGCGUCUUAACCAGAUCAACGACCAGUCAUGGAUGAUUGUCGACUCCAACGAGGUUCCCGGUGGUCUUGCCUCGACCGAUGUUACCCGUGAGGGCUUCCUCUACGAUGUCGGCGGCCACGUUAUCUUCUCCCACUACAAGUACUUCGACGACUGCAUCAACGAGGCUCUUCCCAACGAGACCGACUGGUACACCCACCAGAGAAUCUCCUACGUUCGCUGCAAGGAGCAAUGGGUCCCCUACCCAUUCCAGAACAACAUUUCCAUGCUUCCCAAGGAGGAGCAGGUCAAGUGCAUUGACGGCAUGAUUGACGCUGCCAUGGAGGCCAGAGUCGCCGGCACCAAGCCCAAGGACUUCGACGAGUGGAUCGUCAGAAUGAUGGGUGAGGGUAUUGCCGACCUCUUCAUGCGCCCCUACAACUACAAGGUCUGGGCCGUCCCCACCACCAAGAUGCAGUGCCAGUGGCUCGGUGAGCGUGUCGCCGCUCCUGAUCUCAAGACUGUCACCAAGAACGUCAUCUUGAACAAGACCGCCGGCAACUGGGGCCCCAACGCUACUUUCCGCUUCCCCGCCGAGGGUGGUACUGGUGGUAUCUGGAUCGCCGUCGCCAACACUCUCCCCAAGGAGAAGACCAUGUACGGUCCCCAUGCCACUGUCACCAAGGUCGACGCCGAUGCCCACAAGGUUUCGCUCAAGGAUGGCACCACCAUCAAGUACGGCAAGCUCAUCUCGACCAUGUCGGUCGACUUCCUCACUGAGGCUAUGGGCAACCACGACCUCCACCAGCUUUCCAAGGGUCUGUUCUACAGCAGCACCCACGUCAUUGGUGUCGGUAUCCGUGGCCAGCGCCCCGAGCGCAUUGGUGACAAGUGCUGGCUCUACUUCCCUGAGUCGGACUGCCCCUUCUACCGCGCCACCAUCUUCUCCAACUACUCUCCCCACAACCAGCCCGUUGCUACCAAGAAGCUCGCUACCAUGCAGCUUGCUGAUGGUUCCAAGCCUGAGAGCGAUGGCCUCAACGAGGGUCCUUACUGGAGCAUCAUGCUCGAGGUUUCCGAGUCUAGCAUGAAGCCCGUCGACUCCGAGAACCUCCUCAAGGACUGUAUCCAGGGUCUCGUCAACACCGAGAUGCUCCAGCCCAAGGACGAGAUCGUCUCAACCUACCACCGCAAGUUCGACCACGGUUACCCCACUCCCUCGCUCGAGCGUGAGGGUGUCCUCAAGGAGCUCCUCCCCAAGCUCAAGGACAUGGACAUCUACUCGCGUGGUCGCUUCGGUGCUUGGCGUUACGAGGUCGGCAACCAGGACCACUCUUUCAUGCAGGGUGUUGAGGCUGUUGACGCCAUUGUCAACGGCUCUGUCGAGCUUUCUCUGUUCUACCCCGACUUUGUCAACUCUCGCCAGAACGACGAGCGCAGACUGGUCGACGGUGCCCAGUACUUCAAGUCGAUGAAGGGUAUCCGCAGCAGCGAGAUCCCCUUCAAGCCCCAGCAGGCCUAAACAAGGAGCGAGAGAAAAACAUGUUUGAGAUACCCAUAAAGGUCCGAGGCUGAAAGUGAGCCAACAGACCACGGCGCAUGCAGGAGUUUCUGGAAGAGGACCGCUUGGGAAUGCUGUGCAUUUUUACCGAGCCACAUUUUGCAUGAAAGGAUUAAGAACAACGGAUGAUAGAAGUACAGAUACAGUCGCGAUUUCGCAUUAUAGUCAGCAUUGUGCUACCAAUAGCAAGUUUCGGUCGUUUCUACCCACACCUCCUUCCG
This is a messenger RNA of Aureobasidium pullulans EXF-150, 2110 nucleotides long. Its product is annotated as FAD/NAD(P)-binding domain-containing protein. Bases 285 to 1850 code for a protein of 521 amino acids. The record is from RefSeq and is a predicted model, not a curated record. The transcript has 4 exons. NCBI's taxonomy places the organism in Eukaryota, Fungi, Ascomycota, Dothideomycetes, Dothideales, Saccotheciaceae. Gene Ontology annotation, molecular function: oxidoreductase activity.